UCUCUCUCUCUCUCCCACACGCAAACAUCAUCCUCAUCACACCCUUACCUCUCGCACUAUCGCAUUCACAGCCUCUCCUCUCAUCUCCCUCUCUCUUUUCUUCUUCUUCAGAAACAAGAAUGAACAAGGGAAGAGAAAAAGAAGAAGCCAUAGCAAAUGGAGUGAAGUUGAGGGCACUUCAAGCUGGUCAUAUCCAGAAGUCAAGCCCUUCGUCUACUUACAAUAUCAGAAACCCUUCUUCAUCUUCUCCAGCUUCUCGUCCUCUCCCUAACCUCUCUGCUCAUGACUAUCCUGUUUUCACUCCUAGCUAUGAAGAUGAGCCUGUGUCAGCAUUUCAUCACAAGAAUCUCACAUUAUCUGAAACUUGGGAUGAAUCUGGUGUUGGUUUAGUGGAAGGAGAUGAAGAACAAGACAUGAGACACACUUAUCACUCUGAUUCUUACAAAACUUCAACUUCAAGAAAGACUUUAACCCCUCAGCAAGACUCCCAUCAUCAUGUUUACACCAUGUCUGACGCUCUUAGAUCCCCACCACCGUUACAUUUUUACACAACCGGUAGAAGUAACUGUGGUGGCUCGGUUGAUUUUAGAUCUGUCUCUUCUUGCAAUGACUACAAACAAAGAGGCUUUGAUACUAAGAGCUUGAAGAGCUCUAAUCUUGUUGUUCCCUUGACGGAUUCUCAUUCCGUUGUUGUUGCUUCUCAGACAAGGAACCGUGGAGGUAGAGUGAUGUCUUGGUUGUUCCCCAAGAGGAAGCAAAAGAGUAAUUCAAUCUUUAAUUCUCCUAGUAGAACAGAGAGAUCAGAAGAGGUUUCCGAACCUUCUGGUGUUGAGAAGCUGAAGAGAGAGUUGAUGGAAGCAAACAGAAGCAGAGACGCUGCGUUAACACAAGUUGAAGAGAUGAAAUCUUCUUUGGGAGAGUUCAGUGAGAAGCUUCAGUACUUGGAAAGUUACUGUGACAGUUUAAAGAAAGCUUUAAGACAAGCAACAGAAGUAGUUACACAAGAAAAUAGUAACGUUACAAGAAGCUCAAAGAAGAAGAACUCAGAGAUGCCAGUUAGUGAAGAGGUGAUGGUUGAAGGGUUUUUACAGAUUGUGUCCGAAUCAAGAUUAUCGAUAAAGCAGUUCUUGAAAACAUUAGUUCAAGAGAUAGACGAAGAAGACUCAGCUCUAAUGAGUAACAUCAACACUCUUCUUCAACCAUACAACUUAUCAUUCACCUCAAAGUACUCUAAGAUCAUUCAAUACCACUUAGAAGCAAUCAUAAGCCAAUCUAUAUACCAAGACUUCGAGAACUGUGUCUUCCAGAAGAGCGGUACACCGAAACUACUCGAUCCAGAACAAGAACGUCAAGCUAAAUUCUCAUCGUUCGCUUCUUUAAGAAACUUGAGCUGGAACGAGGUGUUGAAAAAGGGUACAAAGUAUUACAGCGAGGAGUUCAGUAGAUUCUGCGAUGAGAAGAUGAGUUUGAUCAUUACAACGUUGAAAUGGACAAGGCCUUGGUCUGAACAAAUGCUUCAAGCGUUCUUUGUAGCUGCGAAAUGUGUGUGGUUGCUUCAUUUGCUUGCCUUCUCGUUUAAUCCAGCGUUAGGGAUCUUGAGGGUUGAGGAGAACAGAGUGUUUGAAUCGAGUUAUAUGGAAGAUAUGGGUGGAGGAGAUCGAGAUAGGAUGCAGAGAUCAUCAACGUCACGUGGACAAGGGAGGGUUAAGGUUAUGGUGAUGCCUGGUUUUUAUAUUCAAGAUAGGGUUUUGAGAUGUAAGGUUCUUUGCAGGUACAAGUCAUUAGGCUAAAGAGAGUCUUACAUACUCUCUAGAUUUAAUAUAAAAAGUCUUUUUUGUAAGUUUACUUCUUGUUUAUCUCUUGCGUUACUUCAUAAUCUUUAGGAGUCUCAUGACUCUCAUCUUUCAGAAGUUUAGUUAUGAAAACAAACAGGUCAAGAAGAAACUCUGGGAGAAAUUACGUAAUGCGC
Molecule: messenger RNA, 1969 nt
Organism: Eruca vesicaria subsp. sativa (arugula)
Lineage: Eukaryota; Viridiplantae; Streptophyta; Magnoliopsida; Brassicales; Brassicaceae
Source: the annotation of a GenBank genome assembly